Aspergillus versicolor CBS 583.65 is the source of this 1533-nucleotide messenger RNA. Its product is annotated as MCT family MFS transporter. Lineage: Eukaryota; Fungi; Ascomycota; Eurotiomycetes; Eurotiales; Aspergillaceae. Gene Ontology annotation, cellular component: fungal-type vacuole membrane. The transcript has 2 exons. Gene Ontology annotation, biological process: transmembrane transport. The record is from RefSeq and is a predicted model, not a curated record. Gene Ontology annotation, molecular function: transmembrane transporter activity. Bases 1 to 1533 code for a protein of 510 amino acids.
AUGUCACCGAACAUCAGACUUCCCGACUCACCAUCUGGAGAGCCACAGAAUGAAUCCAAAGAAAUAUCCGUUCACAACACGCAUGCCCCGACAUCAGGCUUUCAGUCACAUCGAGUUAAUGAUGACACUACGUCGGAUGGCGUUCGACCCACUAGCAACAUCAUAGAAAAGUCAGAACUGCCACCGGUGCAGAAUCAUUCCCAACCACAAUUGACGUCUGAAUAUGAUCUUCACAGAAAUGUCUCCGAGGCUACGGCUCCCGAUGAUCUGGACCAGCGCGCUCCCGCUAGCCGGGUCACGACUGAUGCAGAUGGCAAUACUUAUCCAGAAGGCGGCUUAGACGCCUGGUUAGUCGUUCUAGGCUCAUUCUUGGGUCUUUUCGCCUCUCUCGGCCUGUUGAACAGCAUAGGCUCUUUUCAAGCGUACCUUCAAACCAACCAAUUGAAAGAAUACAGCUCUGGGAGCAUAUCAUGGAUAUUCGGCAUGUAUGCCUUUCUGACUUUCUUUGGUGGUGUCCAGGUUGGGCCCGUUUUUGACGCCAAAGGGCCCAGACUUUUGGUCUUUGGUGGAGCCGUACUGGUAAUGAUAAUGGUGGUGACUAUCGGCUUCUGUACCCAGUACUGGCAUUUUAUGCUGUCAAUUGGGAUUGCUGGGGGGUUAGGAACUUCUAUGAUCUUCACUCCCGCGAUAUCCGCAAUUGGCCACUAUUUCAAUGAGAGGCGUGGAAUAGCAACGGGAAUUGCGUCUACAGGUGGCUCUAUAGGUGGUAUUGCAUUUCCUUUGAUCCUACAGGCGCUGUUCCCUAAGAUCGGAUGGGGAUGGGCCACUCGGGUCGUCGCUUUGAUUUGCCUGAUUUCGUUAAUCGGUUCAUGCUUGUUGGUCAAGUCACGGCUCCCAAAAAAGCCAGCGUCCAAAGAAAACGUUUUGCCAGAUUUUCGUAUCUUCCGAGACGUCAAACUCACGCUCACCACAGCGGGAAUCUUCUUCAUUGAAUGGGGUCUCUUUAUCCCUCUAAGCUACAUAUCCUCAUACGCCUUAGCACACGGCACUUCUGAAACCCUUUCAUACCAGAUGUUGGCAUUUCUCAACGUGGGAUCAUUCUUUGGAAGAGCGAUUCCUGGGUUUUUUGCAGACUAUGCCGGAAGAUUCAACACCCUUAUAGUCACGGUUGCACUAUGUCUCGUCUGCAACGCAUGCCUCUGGCUCCCUGCUGGAGACAACGUGCCUGUGAUAAUUGUGUAUUGUGUGAUCUUCGGUUUUGCUAGCGGCAGCAACAUCAGUCUAACUCCCGUUUGCAUCUCGCAGCUCUGUAAAAUUGAAAACUAUGGGAGAUAUUACGCCACGUCAUAUACGAUUGUGAGCUUUGGCACUUUGACAGGAAUGCCUAUCGCAGGCGAAAUUCUUUCUAGGUGCAACGAAGACUACUGGGGCCUCAUAUCGUAUACGAUAUGUUGCUAUGCUGCAGGCCUUAUCUGUGUGACAGCAGCAAAGCUAAUCCACGUUGGAUGGCGCCAACCAUGGGCGAUAUAUUAG